Messenger RNA from Microdochium trichocladiopsis, 723 nucleotides. RefSeq names its product DJ-1/PfpI family protein. The record is from RefSeq and is a predicted model, not a curated record. The transcript has 2 exons. The coding region runs from base 1 to 723 and encodes 240 amino acids. Lineage: Eukaryota; Fungi; Ascomycota; Sordariomycetes; Xylariales; Microdochiaceae.
AUGUCCACUCUUAACGGCCCUAAGAAGCUCCGCAUCGGCGUGAUGCUUGAGGAAGUCCAACUCGCCGAUAUCGUCGGCAUCGACAUCUUCGGCAACAUCUCGGACCCCUACGUCUCGGGUGUUAUCUCGGUCGACCCGAAGUACGCCAAGUUCGGCCCGCACGCCGUCAGUAUCGAGUUCUUCUACAUGGCCACCACUCUCGAGACGAGCUUCAUGACGCCGCCGCAGGCUGGCUCAGACAGCUUGGGCGGCUUCAAGUUUGUGCCCACCGUCACGUACGACGACUGCCCGCGCGACCUGGAUAUUGUGCUCAUCGGCGGCCCGCUGCCGAGCCACCGCCCGCCGCAGGCGGACAAGUUCAUGAAGGAGGCGUGGAGCAAAACGCCCGUGUGGCUGACCACGUGCAUCGGGAGCGUGUGGCUGGCGAGCACAGGACUGCUGGAGGGCAAGACGUGCACGACCAAUAAGGAGUUUUUGGACAUGGCGAACCAGAUGUAUCCCGGAACGAAUUGGUUACGCCAGCGAUGGGUGGUGGAGGAGAAGGAGUAUGAGGGGACGGACGGGAGGAAAGGCGAGUUGUGGACUGCGGGUGGAGCUGGAGCUGGUAUCGACAUGAUUGCCCAUUACUGUCUUAAGAGGUUUGGGCACGAGUUUGUUAACACUAUGUCCCUGGAGAUGCUCGAGCUUAACCCGGGUGGUCGUUACGGACAAUUCUACACCUAG